GUCAUGGAGGCUGUGGCAGGGGGCAGAGCCAGCCUCUCUGAGGUCCUGCUGCAGGGUGCCAGGCUCUGGGCGCUGCUGGUGCAGAAUCGCCUGCACCUCUACAGGCUCCUGCUGCUGAAGAUCGCAGUCUUCCGGGGCUGGGUGGUGGGACUGUCCCAGGAGGCCUGGGGCCCAAGCUAUGCGCCCACCCACCAGCUGCCUGGGGACACUGUCUGUGCCCUGAGCCAGCGGGCUCUGCGGAUAGGGCUGGUGCUGCUGCUUUGUGGACCCCGGCUGGUGGGCGUGGCUGGGCUGGGCCUGUGUGUGGCUGCCUGGAGGGGCCUGCUCCGGUCCUGUCUGCACAGCCUGACGCUGGUGGCCUUGCUGUCAUUACUGCUGGCCUGGAGGCUCUUCCGGAAGGCCCAGUGCUUCCUGGGCUGCCUGUACCGCCAGGCCCUAGUGGGGAGCCACAUGGUGCUCAAGCUCCUGGCACUGCCAAGAUGUCUGUGCUGGCACCUGGCCUACAGCAUCACCUGGACUACCUGCCUGGCCUCCCACCUGCUGCAGGCGGCUUUUGAGCACACGACCAAGCUGGCCCAGGCCCAGGGGCCUUCAGGAUCCUUAUCCAGUUGCCUGCUCCCUGCGUUGCCCUCUGCCUUCGAGGGUCGGGUCCUAUUUUCUGGCAGCUUCAAGCCUGCAGCUGGGAGCCGGAGGACUUCCCAGGGGAGGCUCUUCCAGCCGGUCUGCGUGGGCUCUGGCCGUGCCGCCAACCCGGACCUCCUCAUGUCUUCCCAGCUGCCUCCCAUCACAGCCUCCUUUGCCCAUGACCCCCUUUGCCGGGGCCCCGAGGACUGCUUGGAAUGA
Molecule: messenger RNA, 843 nt
Organism: Octodon degus (degu)
Lineage: Eukaryota; Metazoa; Chordata; Mammalia; Rodentia; Octodontidae
Gene: Tmem270
Product: transmembrane protein 270
Exons: 4
Coding region: 4-843 (279 amino acids)
Source: RefSeq, a predicted model, not a curated record